Pteropus alecto (black flying fox) is the source of this 3615-nucleotide messenger RNA. RefSeq names its product DEAD-box helicase 31 (gene DDX31). Bases 33 to 2258 code for a protein of 741 amino acids. Gene Ontology annotation, biological process: ribosome biogenesis. Lineage: Eukaryota; Metazoa; Chordata; Mammalia; Chiroptera; Pteropodidae. The transcript is spliced from 20 exons. Gene Ontology annotation, cellular component: nucleus. The record is from RefSeq and is a predicted model, not a curated record. Gene Ontology annotation, molecular function: ATP binding; nucleic acid binding.
CGCCUGCGUGUGGCCGCGGUUGCGCGUCGACCAUGGCGGUUACCGACGGAUUGCUUCUCCACCUUUCCGAGCCCCCAGCCGCCGCCGCCGCCUUCAGGACGUUCUCCAGACCCCGCGUGGCCCAGGCGAGGCGGCAAGCACAGGCCACCAAAAGGAAGUACCAAGCAUCCAGCGAGGUUCCCUCAGCGAAGCGGAGGAGCAGGGCAUCCUCUCUGCCCGCUAAGAAAACCACCGCGGAAGGAGUGCAGAGGGCUCCCGAGGGGAGGGCGCAGACGGCGUCUUCCCCGCGGAGGUCUUCGGCCGGCGGCAGGGGUAGGAACCAAGAGCAGAAGCCAUGCGUUAAGACCUCCUCGUUGUUUAAAAACAACCCCGAGAUUCCAGAACUCCACAGACCCGUCGUACAGAAGGUGCAAGAAAAGGUGUUCUCUUCAGGUGCUUUUCAUGACCUGGACCUCCACCCUCAUUUGAUUUCCACAAUAAACACAGUCUUAAACAUGUUCAACAUGACCAGUGUUCAGAUGCACAGCAUUCCCGUGCUGCUGGAAGGCAGAGAUGCCCUCGUGAGAUCGCAGACCGGCUCAGGUAAAACUCUUGCCUAUUGCAUCCCUGUGGUCCAGUCCCUUCAAGCAAUGAAAACGAAAAUACAGCGCAGUGACGGCCCCUAUGCUCUGGUGCUGGUGCCCACGAGAGAGCUGGCUCUACAAAGCUUUGACAUCUUCCAGAAACUUCUCAAGCCGUUCACUUGGAUUGUGCCCGGAGUGCUCAUGGGAGGCGAGAAGAGAAAAUCGGAAAAAGCCAGACUCCGCAAGGGAAUAAAUAUCCUUAUCUCAACUCCGGGGCGACUGGUGGAUCACAUCAAAUCCACAAAGAACAUUCAUUUUAGCCGGGUACAGUGGCUGAUUGUGGAUGAAGCCGACAGAAUCUUGGAUUUGGGUUUUGAGAAGGAUAUCACAGUGAUACUCAAUGCAGUCAAUGCCGAGUGUCAGAAGCGACAGAACGUCUUGCUGUCGGCGACACUCACGGAAGGGGUGGCCCAGCUCGCCGAUAUCAGUUUACUCAACCCAGUCAGUAUUUCUGUCCUGGAAGAAGGCUACGGACAGGCUAACCCACAGGGCGGAGGAGCUCUUGAAGUCUCCGCUCCACAAACCAGCGACGAGUUGGACAGCUUCGCGAUACCGGAGGGUCUCGAUCAGCACGUGACCUUGGUUCCCAGCAAACUGAGGCUGGUCUCCCUGGCGGCCUUCAUCCUGCAGAAGUGCGCGUUCGCAGCCGACCAGAAGAUGAUCGUCUUUUUCCCGAGCUGCGAGCUGGUGGAGUUCCACUACACGCUCUUCGUCCAGACCCUGCUGCCCCGCCCGGGAGCCCCGGCCGCGGCGCCCUUACCAUCCGGCUCCACGCAGUUGAAGUUCCUGCGGCUGCACGGGGGUCUGGAGCAGGAGGACAGAAUAGCCGUGUUUCAAGAAUUCUCCCAUUCCAGAACGGGCGUUCUCCUUUGCACGGACGUUGCGGCUCGGGGCUUAGAUCUCCCUCAAGUCACGUGGAUUGUUCAGUACAACGCUCCGUCUUCGCCGGCUGAGUACGUCCACCGGGUUGGGAGAACUGCCCGCAUUGGCUGCCGGGGGAGCAGCCUGCUCAUUUUGGCUCCUUCGGAGGCAGAAUAUGUCAACUCGUUGGCUUCUCACAAAAUCAAUGUUUCCGAGAUUAAGAUGGAAGAUAUUUUGUCUGUUCUGACAAGGGAUGAUUGUUUUCCGGGGAAGCAGUGGGGAAAGCAGAAACCCCGUGCCUUGAGCCCCCAGGGGAUCCGAGAGCGAGCCACGGUCUUGCAGACGGUGUUUGAAGAUUACGUGCACUCCAGUGAGCAGACGGUCUCCUGGGCAAAGAAAGCCCUGCAGUCCUUCAUCCGUGCCUACACCACCUACCCCCGAGAGCUGAAGCACAUCUUCCACGUUCGGUUGCUGCACCUUGGGCACGUGGCUAAGAGCUUCGGGCUAAGAGAUGCGCCCCAGAAUCUUAGCGUCUCGGCCGUAAAAAAGAAAAAAGCCGCCCCGAAAAGGCCUGACCUUCGGAAGAAGACCCAGAGUAAGCAGCGCCUUGCUGAAAUCUUGCGUUCCGAAUACGCAAGCGGGAUGGAGGCUGGCAUGGCCAAGGUCAGAAAGCAGAGCAAACAGGCCGACCAGGCAGCCGGCCGAGCGGCACGUCCGAGACCCGAGCCCGGCCUGGGCCGUGGGAAAAAGCAAAAGAAAAAACGCUCUCCGUGAAGGAGAGAAACCCAGAAAGGCUUACGAGGGACGAGACUCCCCAGAAAGUUGCUCUAAACUCUUCCUCCCCAGGACCGGGCCUGUGGCCCUGGUGGCACUGGAUCGAUGUCCCGCUCUCUUUUCAGAGGAGCCUUGGGACACGUACCAGUGCCACCUGUCCCUGAUGACGGGCGUCCCUGCCACAGAGCGGCCACGGCCCCGUCUCCCACGGGGAGGGGUCAGCGGGGCAGGGAGUCAGUGGUUAGCCUGUGUCUUACAGCAGACACCUCACAUCUUGUGUUCAUUCUGUCAGCGCCCACACCUGCUUCACCCGUAGAUCAGAUGGUGCCCCCACGACUUAGUGCCUAAGCCUUGUCCUUACGUCAGCCAGGAGAGGCUGCGACCUGCCUGGUGACACGAUCUGAAGAAAUGUCUGUGUUCCUUUCUCCCGCCCCAUCAGCGCCCAUAUGGGCGUGAAUUUUGUAAAGUAAGAUAUCAAACUCCGGACUUCAAUUUGUCAAAGAAGAAAAUAUUUAUCAGAUCACCUUCUCGAUGUCUAAAUGCUCGUGAGAGAGGAUGGAAGGGGUUCGGGUGUGAGUCCCCGCGGUCAGCCCUCCUGGUUCCCGUCCGGGCUGCCCCCACCUCCAGACCACAUGCGCAGGCAUUGCUGGUGCCCCCCACAUCCACGGAAAACUGAUGCUCAGGACUAAUUGACUUGCUGUCGCCGUUUUAUCAUUCGCCUUUGAAGUCAAAGGCUCCAGUGUCCUGAGCUUUUUCUCUCAUGGAAUCCGGUCCCCUCCAAGAAAGGCCUGAGGUCUUUGUACUGUGGCCCAGGCCACAGCUGCCCCGCCCCCAUUGUGUUUCCUGGGAAGUUUGAAAGGGACCCCCAGGGCGUAUUGAUUUCCCAAUAAAUGUAAGAUUUGGACACGGGUGACCGCAGAGGGUGCGGGGAGGUGGGGGGAGGGGGCGGGGAAAGCCACAGCACCUCUGUCCCGCUGCGGCCUGCCCUCUACUUGCCCCCUGCUCCCAGUGCCCCGUCUUCCUCCUCUGACCCCUGGGUGGGUGUGGAGGCCCCACUUCAGUAGGCUCUCCAGACCCACAUGGGCUAAGUGACCGGGAAGGGAUCCUGAGAGCUGCAAGGUGGGCCAUUCCGUGGGGACCACGGAGGGGUCAGCAUCCUCGCCGCUUUCUCUACCUGGCAAACGCAUGUGGGACGCCCACACCAGGAAGGGCUCCUGGGUGAGGGCCAGCGUGAGCGUGCCAACACCUCGCCUCCCAGAGUCGGCUGUCACAUGCGAACUACUAGCAAUCGUUGGCGAAAUUUGUAGUAAUAAUCAUAAUAAAACCUGCAGCACAUGUCAUGCUGAUUUGGGGCAAA